AUGAGCAGCGGCGGCAGCUCUCUGCCCUCCCCUUCUGCAGCACCUGCCUGCUCCAGAUCAUGGUCUAUAAGCGAGGAUUCGUUGCGGAGGUACGUGAGCUACGCGAGCGAGAGCUGCAUCCAGGAGCUGCUGGCGGCGUCCGACUCUGGCCGCGGGGGCGCCGACGGUGACGGCGACGGCGACGACGGGUGGAAGGUGCUGGUGUACCACAACGGCGUGGAGAUAUCCAAGCGGCGGACGGGGCCUGCGCACGUCUUCCGGAGCCGCUGGCUGCUGCAGGACGUCUCGCCGGAGCAGUUCAUGGCCGUCGCCAACGCCGUCGACGCCGCCAAGCAGUGGGAGUCGGACCAGCUGGUGGAGUCUUCGUACAUCAGGGAACUCGGCGACGACCUGAGCAUCAUCCACCUCAAGUUCGGCGACGCCUCCUCCUCCACCACCACCAGCCGGCGUCCCGCCAGGCCCGCCCGGCGCCGGGACCUGGUCGUCUACGAGCGGCGCCAGGCCAUGGACGACGGCACGCUGGUGGUCGCGGUGGCCGCGCUGCCCAAGGAGAUCGCCGCGGGCCUGCUGCCGCCGCCCGCGCCCAAGGGCGGCAGCGGCGGAGGCUCCGCCGUCGUCGGCCGCAGCCUGCUGCUGCAGUCCGGCUGGGUCGUCGAGAGGCUCGACGGCGACGCCGGAUCGUGCGUCGUGACGUACGUCGUGCAGCUCGACCCGGCCGCUGGCUGGCUGCCGCGCUGCAUCGUCAGCCGCCUCAACAGCAAGCUCGUCAUGGUCAUCGCCAAGCUCAGGAGGAUCGCGCAGGCCACCGUGCCUGCCGCCGCCGCCGAGGUGUGA
Miscanthus lutarioriparius is the source of this 834-nucleotide messenger RNA. The record is from the annotation of a GenBank genome assembly. NCBI's taxonomy places the organism in Eukaryota, Viridiplantae, Streptophyta, Magnoliopsida, Poales, Poaceae.